CUCGGCACCCCCACCACCCCCCCUCCCUCCUCUCCUAAAGCAAAAUGGCAGAGCCGACAACGUUCCCCGCCCCCGCCUCGGACCUCACCGUCCUCCUCCUCGGCGCCGGUGGCCGCGAGCACGCGCUGGCCUUCAAGCUCGCCCAGUCGCCCCGCGUCAAGCGCGUCCUCAUCGCGCCCGGAAACGGCGGCACGUCGCUCAUCGGCGGCAAGGUCCAGAACGUCAACGUCCCGUGGGGCGGCAAGGCGGGCUACGCCGGCGCUGUCCAGUUUGCCAAGGAGAACAAGGUCGACCUCGUCGUCCCCGGCCCCGAGCAGCCGCUCGUUGACGGCGCCGAGGCCGAGUUCCGCAAGGCCGGCAUUGCCACCUUCGGUCCCUCGCCCGCUGCGGCGCUUCUCGAGGGCUCCAAGGCCCUCUCGAAGGAGUUCAUGGCCCGCCACAACAUCCCGACUGCCGGCUUCCGCAACUUCACCCUCGACCAGUACGAGGACGCUGUUGCCUACCUCAAGUCGAACCCCUUCUCGUCGGGCCGCGCCGUCAUCAAGGCGUCGGGGCUUGCUGCCGGUAAGGGUGUGCUCAUCCCCGAGACGACCGAGGAGGCGCUCGCUGCGCUCAAGUCGGUCAUGGUCGACAAGGAGUUUGGCGACGCCGGCAACGAGGUUGUGGUUGAGGAGUUCCUCACGGGCCCCGAGAUCUCGGUCCUUGCCUUCUCCGACGGCUACACCAUUGUCCCCAUGCCCGCUGCGCAGGACCACAAGCGCAUCGGCGAGGGCGACACUGGCCUCAACACUGGCGGCAUGGGCGCGUACGCCCCGGCCCCCGUUGCUACCCCCGAGAUCAUGGAGCGUGUCAUCAAGGAGUCGCUCGAGCCCACGAUCCGUGGCAUGCGCCUCGACGGCCACCCCUUUGUCGGCCUCCUCUUCACCGGCUUCAUCCUUACCUCGGCCGGCCCCAAGGUCCUCGAGUACAACGUCCGCUUUGGCGACCCCGAGACCCAGGCGCUCAUGCUCCUCCUCGACGACGAGACCGACCUUGCCGAGGUCAUGCUCGCCGCCGUUGAACGCCGCCUCGACUCGGUCAAGCUCGGCUACCGUGACGGCUUUGCCGUCUCGGUCGUUGCCGCGUCCGAGGGCUACCCCGGCUCGUACCCCAAGGGUGUCCCCAUGCAGAUUGGUGCCGUUCCUGAGGGCGUCCAGGUCUUCCACGCCGGUACCGCUGUCAAGGACGGCGUCACCGUGACCGACGGUGGCCGUGUCCUCGCCGUCGCCGCCGUUGGCAACACCAUCCGUGAGGCUGUCGACCUCGCCUACAAGGGUGUUGCUGCCGUCGAGUUCAAGGGCAAGACCAUCCGCCGUGACAUUGCCUACCGCGCCCUUGCCGCCGAGACCCCCGCCGGACCCAGCGCCCCCGUCGCCCUCACCUACGCCGCUGCCGGUGUCGAUGUCGACGCCGGUAACGCCCUCGUCGAGGCCAUCAAGCCCGUCGUCAAGGCCACGCGCCGCCCCGGAGCCAACGGCGAGAUUGGUGGCUUUGGCGGUGCCUUUGACCUCAAGUCGGCUGGCUUCCGCGACCCCGUGCUCGUCUCGGGCACUGACGGUGUCGGAACCAAGCUCCGUGUUGCCCUCAACUACGGCAAGCACUCGACCGUUGGUAUCGACCUCGUCGCCAUGAGCGUCAACGACCUUAUCGUCCAGGGUGCCGAGCCCCUGUACUUCCUCGACUACUAUGCUUGCUCCAAGCUCGACGUCCCUGUCGCUGCCGACGUUAUCACCGGUAUUGCCCAGGGCUGCCUCGAGUCGGGCUGUGCCCUCAUUGGUGGUGAGACUGCCGAGAUGCCUGGCAUGUACCACGGCGACGACUACGACCUUGCUGGCUUUGCCGUCGGCGCUGUCGAGCGUAACCUCAUGCUCCCCCGCAACGACAUGAAGGCCGGUGACAUUCUCAUUGGUCUUCCCUCGUCUGGACCCCACUCGAACGGCUUCUCGCUCAUCCGCAAGGUCGUUUCGCUUGCCGGACUCGACCUCAACUCGCCCGCUCCCUGGUCGCCCAAGGAGACUGUCGGCGACUCUCUCCUCACCCCCACCCGCCUCUACAUCAAGCCCCUCCUCCCUGGUAUCCGCGCCGCCCUGUUCAAGGGCAUGUCGCACAUCACUGGCGGUGGCUUCACCGAGAACAUCCCCCGUGUCUUUGUCGGCCAGCCCGACCUCGGUGUCAAGAUUGACCUGACUUCGUGGCAGCUGCCCGAGCUGUGGAAGUGGAUCUCCAAGACUGGCAACGUUGCGCCUCUGGAGCUUGCACGCACCUUCAACUGUGGUGUGGGCAUGGUCAUUAUUGUCGGCAAGGACCAGGUCUCUGCCGCGCUCGAGAGCCUGCACUCGAACGGCGAGCCCAAGGCCUUUGUCAUGGGUGAGGUCAUUGCCACGCCGGGUGUCGAGUACCUUGGAAUCGAGUCCUGGUCUCAGUAAAAUCCAACGUCUGCGGGAUUCCAAAUCAUCCCACAGCGUCAUCUCAUAUUUUGUCUAGACGUAGUCGGUCGCGCAUCAACCGUGCAUGUAUACUUGUGAAAAGGA
Molecule: messenger RNA, 2570 nt
Organism: Vanrija pseudolonga
Lineage: Eukaryota; Fungi; Basidiomycota; Tremellomycetes; Trichosporonales; Trichosporonaceae
Gene: ADE1
Product: Bifunctional purine biosynthetic protein ADE1
Exons: 3
Coding region: 45-2465 (806 amino acids)
Biological process (GO): 'de novo' IMP biosynthetic process; adenine biosynthetic process
Cellular component (GO): cytosol
Molecular function (GO): phosphoribosylformylglycinamidine cyclo-ligase activity; ATP binding; phosphoribosylamine-glycine ligase activity
Source: RefSeq, a predicted model, not a curated record